Molecule: messenger RNA, 1896 nt
Organism: Papilio machaon (common yellow swallowtail)
Lineage: Eukaryota; Metazoa; Arthropoda; Insecta; Lepidoptera; Papilionidae
Product: proton-coupled folate transporter
Exons: 7
Coding region: 362-1864 (500 amino acids)
Biological process (GO): transmembrane transport
Cellular component (GO): membrane
Molecular function (GO): transmembrane transporter activity
Source: RefSeq, a predicted model, not a curated record
GACACUACGGCCGUCCAAUUGCCGCUAAUGGCACCACUCCAACGCGUAUCCGCUUAAUCAUCUCUUAAGACAAGAACAGGUCCCAGUUUAUCUCGUGCUCUGUGAGGUAUUGGUAUGCUUAUCCAGUGACAAGUUUAAAGACAUAAUUUCAAGUAAUUGUGACGAAAUUCCAAAAUGCGGUUAAGUUGCCAUCGAAAUGUUACAAAGCUUUAUUAAUAAACAGGAAGCCCAGUGUUGUGUAAAAUAAAUUAAGCAAAGAAACCAAGAUGGACUAUAACAGCAAAUUCAUAAUAAAUAUUUCACGUCCAAAUACUCGAUGCCUUUAACCUGUAUACAGAUACAAAUAUAAAUAUUAAUUAUAAUGAACGGAAUCAGUGUAACCUCAGAUAAAGUUGGCGUGGAAGUGGAGACCAAGGAGAAAUCGAAACCGAAGAGAGCAAGCAUAAGGGAGAAGCUGAUGCAGAUAAAAUCAAACAUAACAGUAGAACCGAUUAUAGCUUGUUACAUUAUGUCAAAUGUGUUCUCUGGACUUGCAGUUCAAAAUUUAAAUUUGGAGAAGGCAUGUCGAGUCAAUUUGGGCUACAGCGACGAAAUAUGCUCCGCUUUGAACAGAAGGCAAACAGAAAAUUACACAAUGGAGGAGGCGGAAGUGCAAAAGUUAACAGCAUCAGUACAAGCUUGGAAAAAUAUCGUUCAAACCGCGUUUCCUUGUAUUUUAGUGUUAUUUGUUGGCUCGUGGAGUGACAAAACAGGAAGACGGAAAGCGUGCAUUCUUUUACCGAUCGUCGGUGAAGUCCUUUGUUGCACUAGUUUCAUUCUGAACACAUACUUCUUUUACGAAUUGCCGUUGGAGGUCACGGCUCUCUCAGAUUUAUUUCCGUCGUUAACCGGAGGCUGGAUUACCGUCUGCGUUGGUGUAUUCAGCUACAUCGGUGACGUAACGACGAAAGAAAUGAGGACAUUCAGAGUGGGAGUAGCCAAUUUAUGUAUGUCCCUCGGAAUACCGAUCGGAAUGUCUCUGAGUGGCAUACUUUUGCAACAGAUUGGAUAUUAUGGUAUCUUCCUGAUAUCGAAUUGCCUUUAUGUAACUAGCCUUAUCUACGGAUAUAUACGCUUAAAGGACCCGGUCAUAUCUCAAGAUCGUCAAAUUGAACAACCAGUAGGUUGCCGGGGAUGGGUGUGCUCAUUCUUCGACGCGCGUCACGUCAGGGAAACGCUGACUGUUGCAUUCAGGAGUGGACCCCGCCGGAGACGGCUUAGAGUUUCGCUCUUGAUUGUUGUCGUUUGCGUUAUAUUUGGACCAUUACAUGGUGAAAUGAACGUACUGUAUCUCUUCAUGAGGUACAGAUUCAACUGGGAUGAGGUGCAGUUCAGCAUGUUCUGCACCUACAGCAUCAUCACAAACUUAGUCGGUACAUUGUUCUCUAUCAGUAUAUUUAGUGACUUCAUGAAGCUUGAUGACACCGUGGUUGGUAUCAUCUCCUGCACCAGUAAGAUCCUCGCCUCCUUUAUCUUCGCUUUCGCAUCAACUACUACUGAGAUAUACAUCGCGCCCCUCGUAGAAAUAUUCAACGGAACUUCGUUCAUUGCGAUGCGGUCUAUUGCAUCAAAGUUGGUUACGAGUGAAGAGUUGGGUAAAGUAAACUCGUUAUUCGGGUUAGCAGAGGCUAUGAUGCCAUUGGUAUAUGGCCCGCUGUACUCAAGAGUGUAUAUGGCAACGUUGAACGUAUUACCUGGAGCGGUGUUUCUACUGGGCGCUGCUAUGACGGUCCCAGCUGUUGCUAUUUUUGGGUGGAUGUAUUUCGAACAAAGAGAAGAUAAUAAAUCAGUGGAUGAAGUUGACAAUUUGAAUAAAGAAGUUUAGUGAUGGCUCUUACUGUGUGAUUUAAUUGUGUA